AGAAUGAAAAUUUUACCUUUUUCUCCUACUACACAAAUCAAAACUUCCUUUCGAUCAAAAAAAAAUCCCCUUUUCAACAUUGUCUUUGUCAUCCAAUCCAUCACAAUGGCGUUGUUCUAUUGUAUACGAAAAGCAUUAGUUAAAAGCUAUAGCUCUCCGAUAGAAUAUUAGAACGGAACGAUCCAUUACAUAAAAGCUAUUAUCCUUUUGAAAAUCAAACAAAAGAACUAACCCUCCUUGUCAACUUCCUUCGUACAUUGCAUUCAGUCGUUCUCCUCCACUGUUACCAACCAAAAACAAAAACAAAAACAAAAAAAUAUACAUAUUUUUAAAAAUGACUAAGAUCACAGCACCAAUUGAUUCCCAACUGUUUGUAUAUAUAUAUGCAGCAUAUUCUUACUCUUGUUUGUGAAGUUUACAGUGAGGUUCAGCUUGUUGUUUCCUGCAACAUGGUGAGGGCUCCUUGCUGUGAGAAGAUGGGUCUGAAGAAGGGGCCAUGGACGCCGGAGGAAGACCGGCUGCUCGUCUCUUACAUAGAAAAGCAUGGCCAUGACAACUGGAGAGCUCUUCCUAAACAAGCUGGGCUGUUGCGGUGCGGGAAGAGUUGCCGGCUGCGGUGGACGAAUUACCUUCGACCGGAUAUCAAAAGAGGAAACUUUACCAAGGAGGAGGAAGAGACCAUAAUCAAGUUGCAUGAGGUUCUUGGCAACAAGUGGUCGGCCAUAGCAUCAAGCCUCCCUGGAAGAACAGACAAUGAGAUCAAGAAUGUAUGGAACACCCACUUGAAGAAACGAAUCAAACCGAACCAAACAGGCUCUAGACCGAAGUGUCGUGCCAAUGCAAUAAAGUCUGGCUUUGAAGCGAAACCCAUCAGUCACCAAGCAAUGUCGAAGCUAGAAUUGGAUUGCUUGAGUCAGCCCUUCAGUGAGGCCUCAACCCCUUGCAUCAAUUUGUUCAACAAGGCGGGCGAGGGCGAAACUAGUAGUGUGGAUGUCAAGGAAGAGGCUAUGGUUUCUCCGUGUGAGUUUUCCGACAUCGAGGACAGUCUAUGGCUAGAUGCAUCCUUUGCCGAAUAUGAUACCUUUCGGAAUGACUCAUUGGCAUUGUUCCGCUCGUCGAGUGGCAAAGAGGAUGGAAUAGAUUUUUGGUUGCAACUGUUCAUGGAGGCCGGGGACUUUGAGGAAUUACCCGAAAUCUGAAAUUUUAACUGAUAUCAACUUGUAAUUCGGCUAGAUCUUUCACCAUUGUAAGAUUAGGAUUAGAUCGAAACGAUGAUGAUAAUGUGAGAAUGGAAGAUUGUAAGAGAUCAUGUAAACUACUAACCUUUCUUUUCUAUGAACACUUUC
Zingiber officinale is the source of this 1346-nucleotide messenger RNA. Its product is annotated as transcription factor MYB4-like. Bases 384 to 1199 code for a protein of 271 amino acids. Lineage: Eukaryota; Viridiplantae; Streptophyta; Magnoliopsida; Zingiberales; Zingiberaceae. The record is from RefSeq and is a predicted model, not a curated record. The transcript has 3 exons.